GUGUCAUGUUUGUAAUUUAACUUUACUUUCUGAUAUUUUAAAGACAAUAAAGCUACUUCAGAGUAAAGGCAGAGCCACUGUGUGCGUGUGUUUUUAAUCAGGCAGUAUUAUGAGCCCCCUCCACACGGGGUCCUUUCAGUUUCCAACAUGGCGGCGUCCAUCGUGAAGCUGUUAGCACCUUGGACUCCCAGGUUCUGUCCGGUUCGGUGGACCCGGUAUAACCCGUACUACCUAGAACCCGAUCCUCAUAAGGAAGUUUACUCCAUCCCCGAGUCAGAGCUCAGCCCCGAGCAGAAGGAGGAGAAGGAGCUGAAAACACUGAGACCCAUUAAAGCAGCCAGGUCCAGUGAGACCAGCUCGCCAUUCCAUGAUCCGGUCAUCAGCAAGUUCGUCAACAUAAUCAUGCAGGAUGGCAACAAGGCCCAGGCACAAGGAAUCAUGACACAGACUCUAGAGAUGAUCAAGAGGAGGCAGGUGGAGAAGUUCCACCGUGCUCCGAUGGCUGAGAAGGAGACUAUCGAGUGUAACCCGUACGCCAUCUUCCACCAGGCCCUAGAGAACUGCAAACCCAUCAUCGGCCUGGUCAGCAUUCAGAGAGGAGGCAGGAACUACCAGGUUCCCGUUCCUCUAACGGAUAAGCGUCGCCGUUUCCUGGCCAUGAAGUGGAUGAUCACAGAGUGCAGAGACAACAAACACCGGCGCACACACAUGUACGAGAAACUCUCACAGGAGCUGCUGGCCGCUUUCAACAAUGAGGGCAACGUCAUCAAACGCAAACAGGACUUACACAAGAUGGCCGAAGCUAACCGGGCAUACGCGCACUACCGCUGGUGGUAACGAGGCAGCGGGUCUCAGGGUUCCUGCCUUUCAGUGGUGUGUAGGACAGGUUUGGAGCACAGCCUUGGACUGGUCAUGUCAGAUGUUUCGGUUCCUCAGGAGCAUGAGGAGCUGUGUGAUGGAAAAUCUUACAGUACAAUACCUAGAUAUAUGGACUCCAUGAGCUUUAACCUCUCUUCAGUCACUCUGAUGUCUGAUUAAUGUAAUAAUGCGAACAUGAAUAUAUCAAAAUGUGUGUUUUUCUAUUAUAACUGUUAAUAAAUUAUUAAAACCAU
Molecule: messenger RNA, 1112 nt
Organism: Hemibagrus wyckioides
Lineage: Eukaryota; Metazoa; Chordata; Actinopteri; Siluriformes; Bagridae
Gene: mrps7
Product: mitochondrial ribosomal protein S7
Exons: 5
Coding region: 148-837 (229 amino acids)
Biological process (GO): translation; ribosomal small subunit assembly
Cellular component (GO): ribosome
Molecular function (GO): mRNA binding; rRNA binding; structural constituent of ribosome
Source: RefSeq, a predicted model, not a curated record